Molecule: messenger RNA, 2202 nt
Organism: Salmo salar (Atlantic salmon)
Lineage: Eukaryota; Metazoa; Chordata; Actinopteri; Salmoniformes; Salmonidae
Source: RefSeq, a predicted model, not a curated record
CAGGCGCGCAUCAUUCUUCAGAAUAAAGGAUACGCCUGAAUUGUGCAGUCGACACGUCAACUUCUGUGUCUGUUUCAAAUGUAUUACUACUGGCCGACUCAAAGUCUGAGGCCGGUAACAUCAACAGUGAGGACAAACCCAGCCUGCCUCUCUCCUUCCACACUGAGUCCAAACCUACAGUCACUGGGUCCUGAUUGUGACAGUGGAGCCCAGUUUGCACAGCAGGAUCCAGAAAUGGCAUCAGUGAAGCUGGAAGACUGCAGUCAAACACUGGAGCUGAAUGUCAACAUUAAAGAUGAAGAAGUGGAGGAGAAGAUUGGGACAUCUGUUUCUCAUGGAGACCAUGUUGAGACAUUCUCUACAUCCAGAGAGCAACAGCAGGAAGAUCACAGAGCUAAGAGGUCUCACCACUGCCCACAUUGUGAGGAGAUUUUCCCAUUUCUAUCAAAGCUAAAAAUACACCUAAAAAUACACACAGGAGAGAAUCCGUAUUCCUGUACUGACUGUGGGAAGAGAUUCACAACAUCAAGGAAUCUGACAGUUCAUCAGAGUGUGCACACUGGAGUGAAGCCUUACUCCUGCUCUGACUGUGGGAAGAGUUUUUCUCGAAUGAACUUCUUAAAAACACAUCAACGUAGACAUACAGGACUGAAGCCUUACUCCUGCUCUGAAUGUGUAAAAUUAUUCACAACAUCAGCUGAGCUAAAAGUUCAUCAGAGAACACACACAGGAGAGAAGCCUUACUCCUGCUCUGACUGUGGAAAGAUUUUCUCUCAACUUGGCCCCUUAAAAAGACAUGAACGUAUACAUACAGGAGUGAAGCCUUACUCCUGCUCUGACUGUUUAAAAUGCUUCACAACAUCAGCUGAGCUAAAAGUUCAUCGGAGAAAACACACAGGAGAGAAGCCUUACUCCUGCUCUGACUGUGGAAAGACUUUCUCUCAACUGGGCCCCUUAAAAAGACAUGAACAUAUACAUACAGGAGUGAAGCCUUACUCCUGCUCUGACUGUGGGAAAUGCUUCACAACAUCAGGUCAGCUAGACGUUCAUCAGAGAACACACACUGGAGAGAAACCUUACUCUUGCUCUGACUGUGGAAAUAGUUUCUCUCUACUGUUCAACUUAAAAACACAUGAACGUAUACAUACAGGAGUGAAGCCUUACUCCUGCUCUGACUGUGUAAAAUGCUUCACAACAUCAUCUGACCUAAAAGUUCACCAGAGAACACACACAGGAGAGAAGCCUUACUCCUGCUCUGACUGUGGGGCGAGUUUCUCUCAACUGGGCACCUUAAAACAACAUGAACGUAUACACACAGGAGAGAAGCCUUACUCCUGCUCUGACUGUGGAAAGAUGUUCUCUCAACUGGGCCCCUUAAAAAGCCAUGAACUUAUACAUUCAGGAGUGAAGCCUUACUCCUGCUCUGACUGUUUAAAAUGCUUCACAACAUCAGCUGAGCUAAAAGUUCAUCAGAGAACACACACAGGAGAAAAGCCUUACUCCUGCUCUGACUGUGGAAAGAGUUUCUCUCAACUGGUUCUCUUAAAAAGACAUGCACGUAUACAUACAGGAGUGAAGCCUUACUCCUGCUCUGACUGUGUAAAAUGCUUCACAACAUCAGGUCAGCUAAAAGUUCAUCAGAGAACACACACAGGAGAGAAGCCUUACUCCUGCUCUGACUGUGGAAAGAGUUUCUCUCUACUGUGCAACUUAAAAACACAUGAACGUAUACAUACAGGAGUGAAGCCUUACUCAUGCUCUGACUGUGGAAAGAGUUUCUCUCUACUGUGUAACUUAAAAACACAUGAACGUUUACAUACAUGAGUGAAGCCUCACCGCUGAUCUGACUCUAGAAACUUUUUUAAAACAACAGCUGAGCUAAAAGGUAAUCAGAGAACAGACACAGGAGAGAAGCCUUACUUCUGCUCUUAAUGUGGCAAGAGUAACUCAAGUAAAACUGAAAGUCACCAAGUAGAAUACCACUUGAGUAAAAGUAUUUCGUUUUAAAUAUAUGUAAGUAUCAAAAAUAAAAGUAUGAAUCAUUUCAACAUAAAUUAAAUGUAUCAAUUGAUCAAUUGACCAAUUCAGGUCAUUUGGGCAAACUCCUGGCAGACUUGAUACAGUGCAGUAAUGUAAUUCUUCACUGGAUCAGUCAAACUUUUCACACACACUAAUCUAAAUUAAAUCUAAAUUACACCUAGA